This is a messenger RNA of Thamnophis sirtalis, 1731 nucleotides long. The record is from RefSeq and is a predicted model, not a curated record. Lineage: Eukaryota; Metazoa; Chordata; Lepidosauria; Squamata; Natricidae.
CAGACAAAGGUAGCGACGAUUUCUACUCCAAGCGGCGUCACCUGGCUGAGCUGGCUGCCAAAGGUAGCCUCCCCUUGCACCCAGUGCACAUGGAGGAAGAUCGGCCGUACAUCUUGGAAGGGGGCACCAUGAAACAAAACGGACAGAAAUCCAAAGUCCCCAAGCCCCAUAUGCACCCCUUGGCCUACAAGACCUGGGACCCCAGCGACCAGUCCCUUCGGAGACAAGCCUACGCCACCAAAGGCAGGAACUUCAUGGGCGAUCCGGCCGCCAGGGACCCCUUGACCACACGGAGUCAGCAUUAUUUACCCACACAGCCAUAUUUCAUCACUAACAGCAAGACAGAAGUGACUGUCUGAGGCCAAUGUCUCUGUUUGGGCUCCUUUGUUUUGGUUUUUUUUUGUCUGUGUGUUUGGUUUUUAAAAGAAAGAAUUUUAAAAAAAACAAAGCAAAGAUUUGUCAAGAGAAAACAAAACAACAAGCCAGGUUUCACUUGAAGCCAGGAAAGUCCAACGUUCCCUGGUUGAAGAGCGACAGAGCUAUCUCUUCAAGGGAAGCACCUGUCAAAGACUUGGGUCAGCGCGAUAUAGCAAUAUUCCGAAGUUUGCUGACACUUUUCUAUUCCACCUUGGGAAAUUUGACUCCUUCCAACCGAAUUCCCUUCCUUCUCCAAACCGAGAUCCAUGAUGAGAAAGUAGCACAAUUUUAGAGGCCAACCGUCCACUUGGCUUGAGAACUCUUCCCGCCUUCCAGGAGAGGAAGGGGAGACUUUGAUACAAGCAGGAUUAUUAUUCCUGGUCUUACGAGGAUUAUUAAUAAUAAUGAUUAUUUUUUUUUGCUACAGAUUUUCAGAAUGUUCUCUAGUCACUCCAUCUGGGAAUGACGGAAGGCUAAAAAACCAAGAGCAGAGACUGAAAGGGCAUCAUCAUCCUGACGAACGUCUGGGGUUUUGGGGAGGGGUCUUUUUUUGGGGUGGGGUAAGGGGUACCACCGCUUAACAAAACAAGCAGGCAAGCAAAAAAAUACACAGAGAUCACACAUCUCGCGUUAAGAAGGAGCAAAGACUCCUGCGCCCAUCCCUACAAGACUGUUACCAUUCAACGAAUUGCAAAAGACUUUCUCGCCGAUGGAAACGCUCGGCGUUUUUCAGUCUCGCAUCAUCUGUUUUUCCAGAUCCAUAUGGGCCAAGAGUGACAUGGUCAGGAACCCCUCCUCCUGUCCUAAAUCCUUCAUCCCACAGCACCCAAGUUACUUUCUCUCCAGCCUGCUUGGCGGUGUUUUUUCCCCCCCCUUCCUUAACCUAGUUAAUGAUUCUCAGUUUUCAAAUUACUUUGGGACUGACAAUAACUACUGUAAGCGUGGGUGGUGCCUUUAUCGUAUUAUUAAUGUUUGAUGACUGUCUUGUUUUUAAGUGAAAUCUGUACCGAUUUCAGAUGCUUCCCUCACCUCUAAGGCUUCUGUUCUGUUUCCUUUCCUUUCCUUUUUUUUAAAAAAAAGCUGAGAAUACACAAAUGUCACCUUUAUAAUGUCUUUUUUUUUGCAAAGCCUGGAAUUGUCACUCCUUCUUGGUCACUUCUCCUGUUGAAAACUGACUUUCCCUGCCCUCUGAUUUUCAGAGUAUUCUGUUGUUACUGUUUAUGUUAAAACUUGUUUAAGUCUAUUUUGAAUAUUUCUCUUUUCCUUCCUUUCUUCCUUCCUUCCUUCUUUCCUGGUUCUCACCAAAUCCUUCCU